AUAAUUCAAGAAUCAUUUUGACAUAUUAGGAAGUUGAAGAAGAUAAAAAGAAUGCAGCAAAACUAAAUGCUUUGGUACAAAUGGUGCCAUCGAAAGAUUGGCCAGAAAGGAAAGAACCACCAGAAUUUUCAAAUCCUCCUAAAACCAAAUCGAAGUCAACCAAAGAGAAACAUGAAUACGUAUUGCAACCUCAUGUCAGCGAAGGAAAAAAAAUACAUUCAUUUGCUCAAGGAGAAGGACCUCCACCGGACCCUAAAUACAACUUUUUAGCAGAUUCUGAGCGAGAAGAACCUGGCGUGGAAAACAUAAAGGAAACUAAUGGAAAUAAAUCUCAUCAGAAGCAGAUGAGAGGGAAUUUUAAAGGUAGAAGAAUCGUCGGCAGAGGUGGUACUCAGAAAGAUUGUAAAUCAUCUAGAGGAAAUUGUAAAGAUGACUCUCAACCGGGGUAUGAUGCUUGGAGAGCUGAAAGAAAUCGCAUUGACGAGGAUCGAAUCAGUAGGCAGAAGACUGCAGAGGGCAAUUGGCGCAGAGAAUGGGAUAAUGAUAAAGUGCAUAUUGUAGAUGAUAUAACAAAGAAAUCAUCGAAGCCCAUGUUAGGAGACUAUGUAAAAAAAGACUCCGAUAGAAGAUAUCAUAACAAUAAUGAACAUGUCAAUUACACUCGUGGCACAGGCCAUCGCUCUCAUCGUGGUUCCACAAAGAAUUUCCACGGAAAUUAUGAAAAUCGGUCUCAUAAUACUUAUGAUCAGCACAGGAACAAUUCGUCAAUGUCGGCAAAAGUAUCGGUUUCUCCAACUUCCGAAGAAAGAACCGUUAUUGCAACCGAAAAGAGUAUUAAGGUCACUGUAAAUCAGAGCAACGUAACGAAAGGCACAGUAAUGAGUGUCAAAGUGAAUUCACCAAACAUAGCUGGAACCGGAAGAGUGGGACCGCGACAAAGAACUCGCGUUACGUAUAGCCAUUCAGAUGUUGAUGUGCCUCCAUCCGAAGAUGAACCUUUCUUUCGGCAAAAGUCAUUUGAAGACAAAGCGAAAGGAACUUAUUUCAAUAAUCAGAAAUUCUCUAAUCUGAAGAAAUCUCAUUCGCAGAAGAAGAAGGAGAAUGAGACGAAAUAUCGUCAGAGGAAAAAUAGUGAAGGGAAUUCGCACGAAUUUCAAUCUUAUAUGCAGAGGGAUCAUCAGAAAUUCAUUCCUAAUAAAUCAUCACAUCUCUUUAAGGAGAAUAGUAAGGUAACGAAACCCGAUUCUUCAGACAUAGAUGUUUUACAAAAACGUCAAACUCAGGAGUGUUCUACUUUCGACAAAAUGAAAGUUGAACGUGACAUAGAAUGUGAUACUGAACAUAAUGAUGAACAGGAUAAUAAACAUGAUACGGAAGGUAGUAUGGAAUGUGAUGUUGGACAUGAUGAUGAACAGGAUAAUAAACAUGAUACGGAAGGUAGUAUGGAAUGCGAUGUUGAACAUAACGAUGAACAGGAUAAUAAACAUAAUACGGAAGGUAGUAUGGAAUGCGAUGUUGAACAUGAUGACGAACAAGAUAAUAAACAUGAUACGGAAGAUAGUAUACAAUGCGAUGUUCAACAUAAUGAUGAACAGAAUAAUAAACAUGAUACGGAAGGUAGUACGGAACAUAAUGUGGAGCAGUAUGAUGAACUGGAGAUGAAACGUAAUGUCGAAAACGAUAGUGAACAAAAUACUGAACAGAGUAUUGAAUGUAAUAUUACAGCAGAAACAAUUAGGACACCACCAGAAGGAAUACAAGUAAGUAACGUAAAAAAUGGAGAAACGAAUGUUAAAGAUAAGUUAUUGGAUGAAGUAUUGCUAAUGAACGAAGAAACUGAUGAAACUGUAUUAAUCCCUGCAUCGAGUGCGGAGAAUUCUGUUCACGUUGCCAAAGAUGAAACGCAUAAUAUUACUUCCGAUGACAAAAAUUCUGAUCCUCUUGCAUGUAAGAUAGUAGAGGAAUCAUGUAAAGGUAGUAAUGUGUCUUCCGAGGCAUCGAUUUCAGGUGACAAUCCAUCCAACAAGCAACUUGUGCCAAAAGAAAAUGAAGAAUCAUCGAGCGAUGUCGUCGAAAUGCUUAAACCUCGUCUACACGAGAUUAAUGAAGAAUUAUUGAAACAAACGAAAGAUGAUACAGAACAGUUUGCAAACGAUAACUGUGAUAAUAUCGAAGAAGAAAUUACGGUACAACGAAAUACAGAAGAGGUGAUAGAUAAUUCUGUGUCUUCGUUGGAAAAUAAAACACACUCUGUGAUAGAAAUUAAGGAUCAACUGAUAUGCAAUACCCAUUUAGUUCAAGUGUCGAAUACUGAAAAAGAGACGAGUAAUUCGUCUAAUGAAAAUUUAAGAGAUACACAUGAAGUAAAUUUAGAAAAUAUUCAUACGGUUAGUAUUGUGAAUGUGGAUAAUGACGUAACAGAAAAUACAGAAAAAACGGAAGAACCUAACGACAAGAAACAAGAGAAAGAAAACGAGAGGGAGAAUGAAUCAUUGCAAUAAAAAACAACACCGAUGUUCGGUAGUAUGUGUAACAUAUCCGUUACACUUUACUCUUUUUCUAAGCUAAUACAUUUUUGAGUCACUGUAAUUAAGUGAUACUACUUGCGCACAAUCGUUAACAUUAACUGAUUAAUCCUUUGCCGGUGUAUGACUUUCUGUACUAUUUAUAUAUUUAUGAUCGAUGUAAAACAUCUUGUACAUUGGAACUUAGUUUUUAAUUUGGACAAAACGUUCACAUUACUUUAGUUUUCAAUGAUGGACAAAACGAAUUACUAAAAAAUUUUUUUUUUAAUACAUUGAAAGUGAUAUAAACAAUGUAAGUGAAAGUAAUGUAAACACUGAUGAAAUUAAUAUUUUUAUUUCGAGAAAUACGGUUUUUAUCCUUACAACUUUAUUUUUUGUUUGAAAAUAAAGGACCGUAAAGGAUUAGCGCAUUAAAAAGUAAUCGCUAUUAGUACUUUAAUAAUAAUAUGUAGAAACUGACAAUGUCAGUAUUCGUAUUUCUUGAUAUUUUGUAUAAAAAUUCUAUGAAAAUAGAAUACUAAAAAUUUUGUUCAGACAUUGUGCUCGAAUGAUAUUUUUAUAAUUACCUAUUAUAACUAUACUUACUACACCCAACUCGUGUCUUGGCCGAAAAUCAUUAAAAAUAAGACAAGAUAAGUACGCAUCAUUGUAAACGGUAUAUGGCAAGCGAUGUGUAUGUACGGCCAACAUACAAUGGGUUGGGCGUAUGGAUGACUCAAGAAUUCCGGAACCACUUCGCAGUUCAUAUGUACACGUAGAAACUCUGGCACGUUCUCUUUCGUUAUCCUUUCAUGCAUCGCUGCUAUACAAUAACUGCUAGUUGCUAGUUGGAUUAGAGUUGGAAUUAUAUAUUUUCUAUGUAUGCGUACGAAGUUGGCCCGGAAUCCGUUGAGUCACUUUAAUUUGGAGAUUGAUAUACAUAAGUUGUAUAAAACGAAAAAAGGAUCGAUAUUUCAAUAUUUCGGGAAUUGUUAUUAAGGGAAUAGUCUCUGAUAGCGGUGCGAUAAGGCAGUCAAUGUUACUCACAAAAUUGACCAAAAAUAUGAGUUUACGGGACUACACUUUUAGUUCUUACACAUAUACAAUGCUCUUCACUUGCAUAGCGGGUAAAAACUGAUAUAUGCAUAUAGUUACAAAAUAGAUGAAAAAUCGUAGUUAUAAUGCCUUUAUUUAUAAGCAGUUUUAUGUCCAAAAAAGAUUGCGUCGAGAGAAAUGAAGACCAGAUUAAAUCAGACUUAACUUUUGCCUUUUCAGAUAUACUUGAUCACCUAAAAAUCUUUCAAUACAAGGACAAAAAGUGUACUGCAAACCCAUAUUUUAGACUAUUUUUGUCCGGUUAUCGAUAAAGCAAAGCAAAAAACAUCAAAAAUUUACCGGCAAAUGUUAGAAAAGUCACGUGACUAUCCUAGCCCCUUAAUUUAGAAAAAGAUUUAAAAACAAAUAAUCGCUUGUAAUACACAAUGCGCUAUGCAAUGUAUUUAAGAAUACGAGUUUCCUCACAGGUUGUGAAAUAGGAUGAAAUUCUAAUUGUGAGUCAAAAGUUCCUCUUUCAGUUUUUCCUCCAACAACUAUUAACAAAGUUAUUACCGAAAAAAGUGAAUCAACUUCAUGUUUGAAAACAAAUGUCACAAAAUAGAGGACGGCGCGAGGCGGGGCCUCGUGAUUGAUCCAAUUUUUUCGUUAAUAAGGCGUUAAUGAAGAAAAAAGUGAAAUCGAAGCUUUUAACUCAAAAUCUUCUCUCACAACCCCAGAGGAAAUUCACGCAUGAUGGGACACCCUGUAUUUAUUUACCAUUGAGUUUAGUGAAGAAGCAGUGUUAUGUUACUUUAUAGUUUAUAUGUAUUUAUUCAAAACUUUGCACUGAAAUAGUUAGUCGUUGCACAUUCUUUUUUUAUAUAUAAAAUUUUGUUACUUAUUUGCCCAUUACGAUUUAUUUUUAAUCCACGAAAUGAGACAUAACUUUAAUACUAAAAUGUUAAAACAUGGAAUAGAUGCUUUUUUAAUCGUUUUUAAAUUUUUGUUACUAAAGUGCCAUUAUAAUUUAUUUUAUAUUCACGAAUCUGUGCUAUUUCCUUUUAAUUAUAUAGAAGCGCCAUUAAUUUUGGAGAUGUUCCUCGGAUUCUUCUGUACUAUGGUCCUCGACCGAAAUUUCAGUUUCUGUAAAACUUGGUGGAAACCAGUUCAAGGUGUCCAUUAAGUUCAUUAUUCUCAGCCACAGUUUUUUAUUCUUAAGAUUAUUCUGAAAUUAAAAAGAAACAAAGAAAAAAUAAACGAUGAAAAUUGUUAGCCGAGAUUUAUCUUUUAAAUAUUACCCAUUCACAUACAGGGUGUUUCAGAAUGCACGAUUUUUCACUAAGGCUGAAAGAGGGUGGAAUUCUGAAUAAAAAAUUUUGAUUUUUUCCUCCAA
This is a messenger RNA of Ceratina calcarata, 4932 nucleotides long. RefSeq lists its product as uncharacterized. The coding region runs from base 81 to 2501 and encodes 806 amino acids. The transcript is spliced from 6 exons. NCBI's taxonomy places the organism in Eukaryota, Metazoa, Arthropoda, Insecta, Hymenoptera, Apidae. The record is from RefSeq and is a predicted model, not a curated record.